Anisakis simplex (herring worm) is the source of this 1182-nucleotide messenger RNA. The record is from the annotation of a GenBank genome assembly. NCBI's taxonomy places the organism in Eukaryota, Metazoa, Nematoda, Chromadorea, Rhabditida, Anisakidae.
AUGGGUUGUGUUAACAGCACUGAUCAGAAUGCAAAGGCACGGUCGAAGCAGAUCGACGAACAGCUGAAAGCUGAUGGUGAACGAGCAUCACGAGAGGUGAAAUUAUUAUUAUUAGGUGCCGGUGAAUCUGGCAAGAGUACAAUCGUGAAACAGAUGAAGAUCAUUCACGAGACUGGUUACAGUGAUGAGGAGCGGAAAGCGUAUAAGCCGGUUGUUUAUUCGAACACCAUACAGUCGAUGAUGGCCAUCAUCAGGGCAAUGGGACAACUCAAAAUCGAGUUCGCACAGCCGGCACGAAGUGAAGACGCUCGACAAUUCUUCAUGCUAGCGCAAAGUUGUGACGAAGGUGAAUUACCACCUGAAUUGGCGGUUUGCAUGAAACGUUUAUGGGUCGAUCCGGGUGUGCAAGAGUGCUUUAUGCGCUCUAGAGAGUACCAACUUAACGACUCUGCACCAUACUACUUGAAUUAUCUAGAUAGGAUAUCUCAACCAGGAUAUGUGCCUACUCAAGACGAUGUUUUGCGAACACGUGUUAAAACGACAGGAAUUGUAGAAACGCAUUUCACCUAUAAGGACUUGCAUUUUAAGAUGUUUGAUGUUGGUGGCCAACGAUCGGAACGUAAGAAGUGGAUUCACUGUUUCGAAGGUGUGACUGCAAUCAUUUUCUGCGUUGCGAUGUCUGAGUACGAUAUGCGACUUGCCGAAGAUGAUGAAAUGGUUCUUGUUUUUACGUUAUUACUUGUUUUCACGUUAUUACUUAAUCUUUCAUUCAGUAUCGAAGAGCAAUCCUCUGACCAAAUUGCAAAAUUAACUCCAGCUGCCUCAGCAUCGUGGAAUCGAAUGGUGGAAAGUAUGAAAUUAUUCGAUUCAAUUUGUAACAACAAAUGGUUCACCGACACAUCAAUAAUUCUUUUCUUAAACAAGAAAGAUCUUUUUGAAGAAAAAAUACGAAAAUCACCACUCACUUUAUGCUUCCCUGAAUAUACUGGCACGAAUACGUAUGAAGAAGCAGCUGCUUAUAUUCAGUUGCAAUUCGAGAAUUUAAAUAAACGUAAAGAUGGUCAAAAAGAGAUUUAUACACAUUUCACAUGUGCAACUGAUACGAACAACAUUCGCUUCGUUUUUGAUGCAGUCACCGAUAUCAUUAUCAAAGAAAAUUUACGACAGUGUGGUCUAUUUUAA